Messenger RNA from Canariomyces notabilis, 3806 nucleotides. RefSeq names its product P-loop containing nucleoside triphosphate hydrolase protein. Lineage: Eukaryota; Fungi; Ascomycota; Sordariomycetes; Sordariales; Chaetomiaceae. The coding region runs from base 133 to 3609 and encodes 1158 amino acids. The transcript is spliced from 3 exons. Gene Ontology annotation, molecular function: nucleic acid binding; ATP binding. The record is from RefSeq and is a predicted model, not a curated record.
CUUAACACACCCCUUCCCACCUUAUCGCGUACCCCUGGAACUGCCUUCAUUUCAUCUCCGACAUUGUUUCCCUCGACUUCGCAACGUAAUGUAAUCCACACACAGAUUGGCUCCCUUUUCAAAGUCAAAGCCAUGCCUGUCGCAAAUUAUGGAGCUGCAGCGCCGAAGGGUAACAACAGCCUAGGCAAGCGCAAGCGCGGCCACAAAAGACUCGAUCCUCAGCCUAGCCCGUCACCACCGGCCGCGGACACUACCACAACAUCAGAAGCUGAUCCAGGCUUGUCCUCGCUCUAUAACACUACUGCAAACCCAACGACAAAAACAGAUUCUAAACCACUCAGGAAACGCAACCCUAAACCCACCAGCACUACCCCUCCCCAACCGAAUCCGGAUGCAGACCCCAAUCCCAAUUCCAAUCCCAAACCCACCAAAGCCGCCGGAACAGCAGACAGAACAACCUGGCCGCCGUACCUACAGCAACUCGAACAAACCCACCGCGCGCUCAACCUGGUUGCAACCUUCCUGUCAACCCGCAAGCACGUGCCCACAACCCUCGACAACCUCCGGGCCGCCGUCGAGCGGCACACCAAGCGCCCGCUGUUGGUCGAGGAUGUGGCGGCCAUUGCAGCGCUGCGGCCCGGCCCGGGAGGGGUGCGGUUCGAGUACGUGGACGAGACGUCGCUGUUGCUGAGUGCUGAGCGGAUUGCCGCGGGUGCUGGAAACGGUGACAAGAAGGGGGGGUUCGGGAUGCAUGUGCAUAUGGACGAGGGGUUGUGUGGAGGGGAAGGGGGUGGAGGGGGGAAGGAGGUGCUGCUUGUUGAGUUUCUGGACGGGGAAUUGAAGCCUUCUACUGCCGGGCAGCAGAAGAAGAAAAAGAAGGAGCCACCGGGGAGAGAAGAGAGGAUGCUCAUGCGCAUGCCCGUCUUCAGCCAGCAGCAGAUGGCAAAGCUGAUUGAGCGGCGGAACGCAAAGUUUGUCCAGGCGGUCGGCGAGUUUGUGGACAGGUGUGUUGCGCAAGGGCUUGACCCAGAGAUGAUCCUCUUGUCGGAGCGGGAGGCGUACAUUCCGCGGCCGAGGCCAGUGGAUGCAGCCGCGGAGAGGGCGUUGGCGGUCGACAGCUUACCCAUGACCAUACCUAAGGAGAGGAAGAGUAUACCGGAGAUCGUACAAGAGUUGAAAGAGAGCCCCUGGUAUACCGGACAGAUCGUGCCGGAUGGGCACAGGGUUUUCGAAGCGCAGGAGGCUGUCUAUGGGGAGCUUGAGUUCCUGCUGAGCCAGGAUCUGGUGAAUGCGCUGUACAAUGCUAAGGGAAUCACGAGGUUCUAUGCACACCAGGCGGAAGCCAUCAAUGCUCUCCGCAAGGGACACAAUGUCGUCGUGGCGACAUCGACGAGCUCGGGAAAGUCGCUGAUUUAUCAGCUUUCCGUCCUGCACGCGUUGGAACACGACCACAAUACGCGCGCAAUGUACAUUUUCCCUACGAAAGCACUCGCCCAGGAUCAGAAGCGUGCCCUGAAAGAGAUGAUGGUCUUCAUGCCCGGGUUAGAGGCCACGGUAGUUGAGACGUUUGACGGGGAUACGCCUAUGAAUGAGAGAAAUAUAAUUCGCGACGAAGCCAGGAUCAUAUUUACCAAUCCAGAUAUGUUACAUAUCACGAUCCUGCCGAACGAGGACAAGUGGAGGACCUUUCUGAAGCAUCUGAAAUAUGUCGUGGUUGACGAGCUGCACUACUACAACGGGCUUAUGGGUUCUCAUGUAGCCUUCGUCAUGAGGCGCCUCCGUCGGACGUGCGCGGCGCUAGGGAACAGGCACGUCAAGUUCAUCUCAUGCUCGGCGACCGUGGCGAAUCCGGAGCAGCACUUCAAGACCAUAUUCGGCAUUGACGAUGUGCGCUUGGUCGACUUUGAUGGGUCGCCAUCUGGACGAAAAGAGUUCCUCUGCUGGAACACACCCUAUAAAGACCCUAGUGAUCCCACCAGCGGACGCGGAAACGCAAUGUUUGAGAGCGCUCGCUUGUUUUGCCAGCUCAUCCUUCGUGGUGUCAGAGUCAUUGCCUUUUGCAGAGUCCGCGAGCAGUGCGAGAGGCUCGUCGGCGCCAUCAGGCAGGAGCUGGAGAAUCUCGGCCGGGCAGAAGUUGCCGCGCGGGUGAUGGGUUAUCGUGGUGGCUACACCCCACAAGACCGCCGGAAACUGGAGGCCGACAUGUUCGAGGGGAGACUCCUCGGCAUCGUUGCUACCACGGCGCUAGAGCUGGGCGUCGACAUUGGCACAUUAGAUUGUGUUUUGACGUGGGGCUUUCCUUACACCAUCUCCAAUCUAAGACAGCAGAGCGGCAGGGCGGGCCGGAGGAACAAGGACUCGCUGUCCAUCCUGGUUGGGGAUGGCUUCGCCACAGACCAGUACUACAUGCAGAACCCGGACGAGCUCUUUGCCAAACCAAACUGCGAGCUGCAGGUUGAUCUGGACAAUAUGCUCGUAAAGGAAGGCCAUGUGCAGUGUGCGGCAUACGAGAUGCCCAUCCAGCCUGUCCAAGACUCGGUCUACUUUGGCGAUGAUCUUGCCCAAAUCUGCGAAGAGCGGCUCGUCAAAGACGACAUGGGAUUUUACCACUGCCAUGACCGGUUCAGGCCUUUCCCCUCCAGGUCCGUCUCCAUCCGCGACACGGAAGAAGACCACUUCGCCAUCGUCGACAUAACCAAUGGCAAGAACACGGUCCUCGAGGAACUCGAAGCAUCACGGGCAACCUUCACCAUCUACGACGGCGCCAUAUUCCUCCACCAAGGCGACACAUACCUAGUCCGGGAUUUCAAUCAAGACCGCAAAAUGGCCCGUGUCGAGCGGGUCAAAGUUGACUGGACAACCUCACAGCGCGACUACACCGACGUUGACCCCAUAUCCACGGAGGCCGUUAAGCAGCUAGACAAUUCUCGCUGGCGCGCCUACUACGGCAAUAUCCGGAUCAAGCAGGUCGUCUUUGGCUACUUCAAGGUCGAUAAGCACGGCCGCAUCCUCGACGCGGUGCAGGUCGACAACCCACCCGUGGUGCGAUACAGCAAAGGGAUGUGGCUUGACGUGCCCAAACACGUGCUCGACAUACUCGUUGCGAGGAGGCUGAACAUCGCUGCCGCGAUCCAUGCGGCCGAGCACGCCCUCGUGAGCCUGAUUCCGAACUUUGUGGUGAGCAUGCCGGGGGAUGUGCGGACCGAGUGCAAGAGCGGGCUGAAGGAGUUUGCGAAGCACGAGACGCGCCGGAAGAGGCCCGGCAGGCUGACCCUUUACGAUGCGAAAGGAGGCGCCGGAGGCAGCGGCAUCAACACCAAGGCAUUUGAGCACGUGGAUUUGUUGUUGAGGCAGGCGCUGAGCAGGGUCACGGGCUGCGAGUGUCAGACAGGGUGUCCUGAAUGCGUUGCCUCGGAGAUGUGCAAGGAGUCAAAUGAGGUCAUGAGCAAGGCCGGUUGCGAGGUUAUCCUCAAGGGUUUGUUGGAUGAGGAGAUUGAUGUUGAGGCGCUCCCGAUGGGGCCAGAAGAGGGGAGCCCGGCCGGGGUGGAAACGGUUGUGUUGGCGGAUACGGUGCCGAUCAAGGGUCAACCUCUCCAAGCUCACCGGUAGCCAACCCACAUACUCUGGCUACACUAUAUUUUACCCCACGUCGUGUAAGACACUGUCCGAGACAUGCUGCGGGUGGAAAGCACAAGAAACAAGAGUGGUUGAUAUUGAUGAGGCAUGGCCGGCUAAGCUUUUGCCGAGCCUGCUUCGGUACAUAACUUCACCAUUUAGGGUUCAAUGGCACUAGCGUCCAACCCCUG